This is a messenger RNA of Torulaspora delbrueckii, 1689 nucleotides long. It is a transcript of the gene NOT5, whose product is annotated as CCR4-NOT core subunit NOT5. Gene Ontology annotation, biological process: regulation of DNA-templated transcription; nuclear-transcribed mRNA poly(A) tail shortening. Gene Ontology annotation, cellular component: nucleus; CCR4-NOT core complex; P-body. Lineage: Eukaryota; Fungi; Ascomycota; Saccharomycetes; Saccharomycetales; Saccharomycetaceae. The record is from RefSeq and is a predicted model, not a curated record. The transcript has a single exon. Bases 1 to 1689 code for a protein of 562 amino acids.
AUGUCACAAAGAAAGUUGCAGCAGGAUAUCGAUAAACUACUGAAAAAAGUCAAGGAAGGUCUCAUUGAAUUUGAAGAUGCUUAUGAGAAGUUUCAAUCAACGGAUCCAGAGAAUACUUCUCAUAGAGAGAAGUUGGAGGCUGAUUUGAAGAGAGAGAUUAAGAAGCUGCAGAAACACAGGGACCAAAUCAAGACCUGGUUGAGUAAAGAGGAUGUGAAGGACAAACAGGAUGUUCUGAUGGAGAACAGACGAUUGAUUGAAAGCGGGAUGGAAAGAUUUAAGUCUGUCGAAAAGCUUAUGAAAACUAAGCAAUUCUCCACCGAAGCAUUGACAAAUCCUGAUAUUAUAAAAGAUCCUCGUGAAUUGAAGAAGAGAGACCAGUUCAUCUUUAUACAAGAGUGUUUGGAUGAGUUACAAAAACAGGUGGAGAGCCUUGAAGCUCAGGAGGAGCAAGAACAAGUGGAGAGACACGAGUUUCAUAUUCACAACUUGGAAAACGUUUUGAGACUAUUGCAGAACAAUGAAAUGGAGCCAGAAACUGUAGAACGCUAUCAGGAAGAUAUCAAGUAUUAUCUUGAGAAUAACGCCGAUCCCGACUUCAUAGAGUACGACACCUUGUAUAAAGAUAUGGGAUGUGAAAGCAAGCCCGCACAAGAUGGAAACAACGAGGUGUCUUCGUCAACCACCAUUCAAACGUCUAGCAAUGCUCCGGCACUUGGAAGCACUACUACUACUACUACCACGACCACAACCACUACUACAAAUAAUAACAAGCAGGCAAAGAAGCAGGAACGUUCUCCAAAGAAGAAGACACAAACAGCUUCAUCUACAGCAAGCACCUCCACUCGUGGUACGCCGGGCCCAGCUGCUCCGCAAUCACCUACUCCAGAUUCUGCUAAUCUGUCGAGCUCUCAUAAGAAAAGAGAAUUGAAUAACGGGCAUCAUGAGGAAGAAUUGCAGUUUCCAACGGAUAAGAGCGAACAGAUAAAUGAACAAAUCGAGCGUGAUUUGAAAGAAAACGAUGCAUUCAAUAAUCCAUUGUUCGGGGAAGAGCUGAAAUUUUGGCUUAACUCGAAAAGGCCCCUAAUGCAACCAUACAAAGAGAUGCCUGAACAAAUGAUAGCACAAGUGGAGUCGUCCUUAUUGAAUUGUCCUGAUUCACUAGACGCGGAUUCUCCUCAUUUUUAUAGAAAGCCACUUUCUUUGCCCCAUCCUACGUCAAUAUUCUUCCCCAAUGAACCCAUCAGAUUUGUCUAUCCGGUGGGAAGCGGUCAAGGCCAGCCGAAUGAUCAACAGCAGACGUAUAAGGGCAAACAAGCCGGGAGCUCGAACCAGGAACAGGAUUCAGAAUCAGAAUCAGUGAAGAAGACUGAGGACAUAUAUUCCAGAACAUCACUGGCAAGAAUCUUCACAAAAUUCGACCUUGACACACUUUUCUUCAUAUUUUAUCAUUACCAAGGAACUUAUGACCAGUUUCUCGCGGCAAGAGAAUUAUCAAAGAAUAGAAAGUGGAAGUUCAACAAAAUCGAUCGCUGUUGGUAUUACAAAGAGGUCGAAAAGCUUCCACCGGGAAUGCUACAAGCAGAAGAAGAAUCAUGGAGAUAUUUCGACUAUCAGGGUAGUUGGUUAGCAAGGCGUUGUAAUAAUGAUGUUGUACCCAAAGAGGAAGAUUUCGAAAAAAUCUUCUAG